Molecule: messenger RNA, 843 nt
Organism: Trichoderma gamsii
Lineage: Eukaryota; Fungi; Ascomycota; Sordariomycetes; Hypocreales; Hypocreaceae
Exons: 6
Coding region: 1-843 (280 amino acids)
Molecular function (GO): oxidoreductase activity
Source: RefSeq, a predicted model, not a curated record
AUGUGCGAUCGAAUCGCUCUCUCAACCUUCACCAACCCGGCGUAUUUCUUUUCAUUUAUGAGCAUUACCAUGUCAAGAGACAUCAGAAGUGAACUUGGCUUUCUCAAGAAAGAUGUGUUCUACGACACUGUAAAGCCUUAUAGUUGUCGAUAUACUCCAUCUGAUGGCACUCCGCGCCAUAAUUUGAUGGUUGAGAUGAUGGACGUAACUAUCCAUGACGCAAGACCACUGAAUCCUACUCUCGAGGGCAAUGGCUUCACGUUGUCUUCAUUCCCCACUGAGAUGACCUAUCGAGACUACGCUGAUGGGGAGAAAGUUUCUACAAUCUAUGCGCCAGAGCUGGAGAAGCAUCUUCGAGAUCUAUUCCAGGCACCUCAUGUCAAAGUAAUUGAUUACGCGAUUCGGCGACGGCAUCCCAAUUUUCCAGUCUCGACUGGAUUGGAGUACGUUGACCAACAGCCAGCUAGGCUUGUGCACGUUGACUUUUCUCGCGAUGAAGCUAGGCAAAUGUUACAGACUCUUUACGGAGACAAAGCAAGAGAAAUUCUGCAGCAUCGCUGGCAAAUCGUUAACACCUGGAAACCCCUCAAAGGACCCCUAUUCGACUGGCCGUUGGCAAUUGGCGAUGCACAGACCUUUGAUGCGGCGCACGACUACCAGUCUUCAGACGUGGUGUAUCCGGGAUGGGCCUACGAGAAUGUCUUGGUUCACGCACGUCCUGACCAAAAGUGGUACUAUUUUCAUGCGCUCGAGGAGUCUGAAACAAUAAUAUUCAAGUGCACAGAUUCAGAUGUCCACGCAUCUCAGGAUGAGGUCGGAUCAGUGUAUGGAGAGCGCUCUUAA